Hansenula ciferrii is the source of this 4035-nucleotide messenger RNA. It is a transcript of the gene ADE6, whose product is annotated as phosphoribosylformylglycinamidine synthase. Gene Ontology annotation, biological process: 'de novo' IMP biosynthetic process. Gene Ontology annotation, molecular function: phosphoribosylformylglycinamidine synthase activity. NCBI's taxonomy places the organism in Eukaryota, Fungi, Ascomycota, Saccharomycetes, Phaffomycetales, Wickerhamomycetaceae. The record is from RefSeq and is a predicted model, not a curated record. The coding region runs from base 1 to 4035 and encodes 1344 amino acids. The transcript has a single exon.
AUGUCGCUUCUGAUUCUUCCUGGUCCUCAGGCAUUGUCGCCUUUCAGAGUUUCUACUUUGAUCAAUGAUAUCAACACUGCUGUUAAUUCUUCAGUUGUUACUUCAAUUCGUUCUGCUUUUAUUCAUUAUGUCUCUUUAAAAGAAGAUUCAGAAUUUAAAAAAGAUUCUAAAAAAAUUGAAUUAUUAGAAACUUUAUUACAAUAUGAUCAAAAAUUAGAUUUAGAAGAUCCAUUAACUCAACAAUUGAUUAAAAUUUCCACUUCUGAAGAAACUUUACAAUCUGAAGAUGAAGAUUCUUAUAUUAUUAGAAUUUUACCAAGACCUGGUACUAUUUCUCCAUGGUCAUCAAAAGCUACAAAUAUCUCAAAUGUUUGUGGUUUAGAAAAUGAUAUUGAUAGAAUUGAAAGAGGUUUAGCUCUUUUGGUUAAAGUUCGUCGUGGAUUCCCAUUAAAAGAUCAUUUAUUAGAUGGUUCUUCAUUAGUCUCAGUUUAUGAUAGAAUGACUCAAUCUUUAUACAUUGAAACUGCACCAACAAAUGAAGAUUUAUUCAGUCAUCAUAAACCAAAACCAUUAGUUGAAGUUGAUUUAACUUCCAAACCAAAAGAAAAAUUAGAAACUGCAAAUAAAAUCCUUGGUUUAGCUUUGGAUCAAGGUGAAAUUGAUUAUUUAGUUAAUGCUUUUGUUAAUCAAAUUGGUAGAAAUCCAACUGAUGUUGAAUUAUUCAUGUUUGCUCAAGUUAAUUCAGAACAUUGUCGUCAUAAAAUUUUCAAUGCUGAUUGGGAAAUUGAUGGUGAAACAAAACCUUUAACUUUAUUUAAAAUGAUUAGAAACACCGAAGAAAGAAACCCACAACAUACUAUCAGUGCUUAUAGUGAUAAUGCUGCUGUUUUUGAAGGUCCAGAUGCUUAUAUAUAUACUCCAAAUCCAAAAACUAAAGUCUGGACUUCUAAAAAGGAAAAAGUUCAUACUUUAAUUAAAGUGGAAACUCAUAAUCAUCCAACCGCGGUUUCUCCAUUCGCAGGUGCUGCAACUGGUUCAGGUGGUGAAAUUAGAGAUGAAGGUGCCGUUGGUAGAGGUUCAAAAUCAAAAUGUGGGUUAGCUGGAUUUUCAGUUUCAGAUUUAUUAAUUCCAGAUUUUGAACAACCAUGGGAAUUGAAAAAUAUUGGUAAACCUUAUCAUAUUGCUUCACCAUUAGAUAUUAUGAUUGAAGCUCCAUUAGGUUCUGCUGCUUUCAAUAACGAAUUUGGUCGUCCUGCUAUCAAUGGUUAUUUUAGAACUUUAACAACAUCUGUUAAAAAUGCAGAAGAUAAAGAAGAAAUUAGAGGGUUCCAUAAACCAAUCAUGUUAGCUGGUGGUAUGGGUGCUAUUAGACCUCAAUUUGCUUUGAAAAACCAUGGUAUCACUCCAGGUGCUGCAUUAAUUGUCCUUGGUGGUCAAUCAAUGUUGAUUGGUUUAGGUGGUGGUGCUGCUUCUUCAAUUGCAUCUGGUGAAGGUUCUGCUGAUUUAGAUUUUGCUUCUGUUCAAAGAGGUAAUCCAGAAAUGCAACGUCGUGCUCAACAAGUUAUUGAUGUUUGUGUUGCCCUAGGUGGUAAUAAUCCAAUUCAAUCCAUCCAUGAUGUUGGUGCUGGUGGGUUAUCAAAUGCCUUACCUGAAUUAGUUCAUGAUAAUGGUCUUGGUGCUAAAUUUGAAUUAAGAGAUAUCUUAAGUUUAGAACCUGGUAUGUCACCAAUGGAAAUUUGGUGUAAUGAAUCUCAAGAACGUUAUGUCUUGGCUGUUGCUCAACAAGAUUUAGAUAAUUUCAAAGAAAUUUGUGAAAGAGAAAGAGCUCCUUAUGCAGUUGUUGGUCAUGCUACAAGUGAAGAACGUUUAAUCUUAACUGAUAAAUUAUUAGAAUCAACUCCAAUUGAUUUAGAAAUGUCAAUUUUAUUUGGUAAACCACCAAAAAUGUCAAGAACUACCAAGAGUGCUCCAUUAAAAUUAGAUCCAGUUUCUUUACCAGAUGUUAAAUUUAAUGACGCAUUGGAAAGAGUUUUACAUUUACCGGCUGUUGGUUCAAAAUCAUUCCUUAUUACAAUUGGUGAUCGUACAGUUACUGGUUUAAUUGAUCGUGAUCAAAUGGUUGGCCCAUGGCAAGUCCCAGUUGCAGACGUUGGUGUUACUGCAACUUCAUUAGGUGAAACUGUUGUUACAACAGGUGAAGCUUUAGCUAUGGGUGAAAAACCAACAAUUGCAUUAAUUUCUGCAGGUGCUUCAGCAAAAUUAUCAGUUGCAGAAUCUUUAAUCAAUUUAUUUGCUGCUGAUAUUAAAUCUUUAGAUGCUGUUAAAUUAUCUGCUAAUUGGAUGUCUCCAGCAAGUCAUCCUGGUGAAGGUGCUAAAUUAUAUGAAGCUGUUCAAGCUAUUGGUUUAGAAUUAUGUCCAGAAUUAGGUGUUUCUAUCCCAGUUGGUAAAGAUUCCAUGUCAAUGAAGAUGAAAUGGGAUGAUAAAGAAGUUACAGCUCCAUUAGCUUUAGUUAUUACUGCUUUCGGUCCAGUUGGUAAUACAUCUAAGACUUGGACUCCACAAUUAAUUAAGACUGAAGAACCAACUGUUUUAGUUUUAGUUGAUUUAGCUGCCAAAAUCUCCAAGGCAUUAGGUGGUUCAGCUUUAGCUCAAGUUUAUAAUCAAGUUGGUGAUUCAAGUCCAAAUGUUCAUGAUGCUUCAAUCUUAAAAUCAUUCUUAACAAGUAUUACUAAAUUACAUCAAACUGAUUUAGUUUUAAGUUAUCAUGAUAGAUCUGAUGGUGGGUUGAUUGUUACUUUAUUAGAAAUGGCAUUCGCUGGUAGAUCCGGUUUGAACAUUAAUUUGAACAAUCAAAAUGAAGAUUCAUUAACUUCAUUAUUUAAUGAAGAAUUAGGUGCUGUUUUCCAAGUUUCUAAAUCAAGAUAUGAAGAAUUUGUCUCAACAUUGGUUGAAUCUGGUGUUCCAGCUGAUUUAAUUUCAAUUGUUGGUGAACCAGUUUUCAAUAAAGAACAAUCAAUUCAAGUUGUUUAUAACGGUGAACAAAUCUUGAAUAGUUCAAGAGCUUCAUUACAACAAUCAUGGGCUGAAACUUCAUAUAAAAUUCAAAGAUUAAGAGAUAAUCCAAAAUCUGCUGAUCAAGAAUUCCAAGCAAUUCAAGAUAAUUUAGAUCCAGGUCUUUCAUAUAAAUUAACUUAUAAUCCAACUGAUGAUUUACAAAUUUCUUCAUUAGAAUCAAAACCAAAAGUUGCUAUUUUAAGAGAACAAGGUGUUAAUGGUCAACAAGAAAUGGCUUGGUCAUUUGAACAAGCUGGUUUCACUUCUGUUGAUGUUCAUAUGACUGAUAUUAUUAGUGGUCGUGUUACAUUAGAUGAUUUUGUUGGGUUUGCUGCUUGUGGUGGGUUCUCAUAUGGUGAUGUUUUAGGUGCUGCCUCAGGUUGGGCUAAAUCUGUUUUAUACAAUGAACGUGCUCGUAAAGAAUUUUAUAAAUUCUUUAACGAACGUGAUGAUACAUUUGCAUUUGGUGCUUGUAAUGGUUGUCAAUUCCUUUCAAGAAUUGCAGAAUUAAUUCCAGGUACUGAAAACUGGCCAACAUUCGAAAAAAACACAAGUGAACAAUAUGAAGCAAGAGUUUGUGAAGUUGAAAUUGUGGAAAACUCAGAUGUUACACCAAGUGUUUUCUUGAACGGUAUGAAAGGUUCAAGAUUACCAAUUGCAGUUGCUCAUGGUGAAGGUCAUGCAUCAUUUAAAUCUGAUGAAGAUUUAGAAAAACUAAACAGUACAGGUUUAGUUUCAGUUAGAUAUGUUGAUAAUUAUGGUAAUUCUACUGAAAAAUAUCCAUAUAAUCCAAAUGGUUCUCCAAAUGGUAUUACUGGUAUUAGAACUCCAAAUGGUAGAGUUUUAGCUAUGAUGCCUCAUCCAGAAAGAGUUGUUAGAUUAGAAGCUAAUUCAUGGUAUCCAAGCCAAGAAGCUGAAUUAUGGGAAAAUUAUGGUCCAUGGGUUAGAUUAUUCCGUAGUGCUAGAAAAUGGGUUAAUUAA